CCCCCCCCCCCCCCCCCCCCCCCCAAGCCCUUCCAAUGCCGGCGACCUCCGGGAGCUGGGACGGCUUCCGGAGCCCUUCUCCGCUUCUCCCACCCCCCGCCGGCUUCCUUCGGGCGGCGCUCCGAGUGGUGCUCUGAUCGCCGGCGGCCGGAGCCUGUUCUUUUCGCCGGGAGCAGGUCGGCUUCUAGGUUCCGUGCGGUACCCGCGGGAGUGUUCGCUAGGGUUCCGGAGGCUCCGAGAGGAAAAUUCUGAGGUACGGGGUGGUUUCAAGAUCUCGGCAUCGGGUUAUCUUGUUGGGUUCUCUUAUUUUAUUUUAGGGUUACUAGUUCCAAUCAUUUGGUCGGAAUCCCGAGGGUUUGUUAUUUGGAGGGUUUUGCUGUUGAUCUCGGAAGAGAUGGGAUUGGGGCCCGAGGCGGCUGAAGUGGUGUCCCGGGAGAGUGAUGGGAAAUCGGAAGGAAGGAACGGCAAGAACGAGAAGAAGAAGUGGAGGACGCGAUGGACGUGGGUCAAGCUUCGUUUGAUUGCGUGCUUCAUCUCGAGAUCGAAAGUGGAUACGUCUGUUAGCGGCGCCAGCACUCUUUGCGAAAAUAAAUCCACUAAUGAUGCUAGCAGGGACCAACCUGCUGUUCCAUUGGUCUCUGGUUCUACAACCACUAGUAAUGCAGAAAGUAGUGUAUCUACUCCUAAAAUGGGCGACGAACUCAAAGUUGCUUCUCAGCUGCGAAAAUUCACUUUCCAUGAGCUCAAGUUAGCCACAAGAAACUUUAGACCAGAGAGUCUACUUGGAGAAGGAGGCUUUGGUUGUGUUUUCAAAGGCUGGAUUGAGGAGAAUGGAACAGCUCCUGUGAAACCUGGUACAGGACUUACUGUUGCUGUAAAAACGCUUAAUCAUGAUGGUCUUCAAGGGCACAAAGAGUGGCUCGCUGAAGUUAAUUUUCUUGGUGAACUUCUGCACCCGCACUUAGUGAAACUGGUAGGGUAUUGCAUAGAAGAUGAUCAGAGGUUGCUGGUGUAUGAGUUCAUGCCUCGUGGGAGUUUGGAGAAUCAUCUAUUUAGAAGAUCUCUUCCACUCUCGUGGUCUGUUAGAUUGAAAAUUGCACUAGGAGCUGCAAAGGGUCUUGCCUUUCUUCAUGAAGAAGCAGAAAGACCAGUUAUAUAUCGUGAUUUUAAGACGUCUAAUAUUUUGCUUGAUUCAGAUUACAAUGCCAAGCUUUCUGAUUUUGGACUUGCUAAAGAUGGCCCUGAGGGAGACAAGACUCAUGUGUCCACAAGAGUGAUGGGAACGUAUGGUUAUGCAGCUCCAGAAUAUGUAAUGACAGGACAUCUGACUUCAAAGAGCGAUGUUUACAGCUUCGGGGUUGUCCUACUCGAAAUUCUAACAGGGAGAAGGUCUAUGGAUAAGAAUCGGCCCAAUGGCCAACAUAACCUGGUUGAAUGGGCACGCCCCCAUCUUGGGGAAAGGCGGCGCUUUUACAGGCUUAUAGACCCUCGCCUGCAGGGCCAUUUCUCUGUCAAAGGGGCACAAAAGGCAGCUGAGCUGGCACACCGCUGCCUCAGUCGGGAUCCCAAAGCCAGACCGCUUAUGAGUGAAGUGGUGGAAGCCCUGAAACCACUACUCAACCUUAAAGACAUGGCCAGUUCAUCAUACUACUUUCAAACCGUCCAAGGAGAUCAUGGUGCUGCCAAUAGCAGUAAUUCAAGUAUCCGAAAUGGCUUAAAGAAACAAAUUUCCUUCUCUAAAAAUGGGCAGCAACCAAUGAGGAGCCUUUCAAAUAGCACGAUUAAUUCUCCGUACCAUCAAUCACCAAAGAUCAAUGCUGAACAGCCAUGAGUUCAUCCAUUUCCAUCUGUCAUCUCCUCAGAGGAAUACAAAACUAGGAUGGGCAUUAGGUCUGCAGGCUUGUGCUGAUGCUGGUGCUGGUGGACAUUCAACAGUGAGGUUUAAUUGACCAAUAUUCUCUGUUGAUUCUAAAUUAUCUGAAGAUACACCUCUUAAGGAUAAUUAUAACUGAUGCCUGUUUGUCUUAUUCAAGUAAUUGUCAGUUGUUUGAUAUUAGCUA
Messenger RNA from Phoenix dactylifera (date palm), 2060 nucleotides. RefSeq names its product serine/threonine-protein kinase PBL34-like. Lineage: Eukaryota; Viridiplantae; Streptophyta; Magnoliopsida; Arecales; Arecaceae. Gene Ontology annotation, molecular function: protein kinase activity; ATP binding. The record is from RefSeq and is a predicted model, not a curated record. Gene Ontology annotation, biological process: protein phosphorylation.